AAGUUGGUGAUUGCUUGCUCGUACACAGAAGCGAGUCGGGGGAAGCGGUGUUCAAUGAGUCCCUAUGCUGUACACGCAAACCUGACGUGUCCCCGAAUAAAAUACCGCCUCCUCCGCUAAACAGAACUGCUUGUUUGGUUUUCGCCAAGAAAAGAAGUACAUAAACACUCAUGAUAAACACCAUGGAAUGUGCCAUGGAUGCACAAAACCUAAUUUCGAUUUCUUUACGGAAAAUCCACAACUCCAGGACGCAGAGAGGAGGCAUAAAGCUGCACAAGAACCUCCUGGUUUCGUAUGUGCUGAGGAACGCCAAACAGCUUUACAUGAACGAGAAAUACGCGGAGAUCUACAGGAUGCAGCAGUACGAGGAGGUGAUGACCGUCUGCAACGAAAUCCAGGAGCUGAACCCACUCGAAUUAGCCGAAGACAUCGUGGAGGCGAGCGGGGACUGCUGCAGCCAGGGCGCGGGGAGCCCCCUUAUCAUGGAACCGGCGAGCGUGUGCUGCGCGCUGCCUGCAAGCAACCACCCGGCUCACACGCCGCACCAACAGCAGCAGCUCCAGGCUACAGCUGCCUGCUCCGCCGCCGGCUUGGCGCUCCAGAGCGAGGAGGUCUGUAAAGAAACUAACUCUGCUUUUUUCCGGAGCUGUUGCGCGGAAGCCUACCCUGUGACGGACUGCGAUUUUUCCUCGCUGAGCGCUGUGCACUGCAACAAAACGACGGUGUUGGACUUGGAUACGCACGUAGUGACCACUGUGGAAAGCGGGUGUCUCCACCAGGACUGCUGCGCUGUGCAGUGCCAGGGCGCACAGGCACCGGCCAAGAAGCGCAAGUUUGAUUUCGGGUGUUACGCGGCCGAAUCGGAGGAGGUUCCGGAUUUUACGCCGUGCAAGAGAGCGAGGUUCGAAGACUUUUACUGCCCUCAUUCGGAGCAGCUGGACACUUCUAACAUUUCCAAUUUGAUCUCGAUUUUCGGCUCCGGGUUUACGGGGCUGGUGAGCAGGCAGGCGGACUCUGAGUUCUCUUUGAACGGGCAGUUCUGUAGCAAACAAACGCUCGCCAGUCUCGGAGCGUGGACUCGGGCCAUCGUGGCUUUUUAAUCGUGCUGUAAAUCAGAAAACAAUAUAUAUAUAUUAUACUUUAUGAAUUGUACAGAGUUUUAAAACAAAUGGACUUUAUUUUUGCUAUAAAGCACCUAUUUAAAAUACGAAGCAGAUUUCCAUUGUUAAAAUGGUCGAGGGGAAUGCUUUUAACAUGAUGUGCAGGUUUAUUAAUUGUAUUUUUUUUAAACAGACCUUUUUAAACCUUUUAAAUGUGUGUUGUGAAUAUUAUCUCACGGAGUUAAUUUCGCUGCCUUAAUUAAUCUUAGCAGCGUUGCUAAACAAACCCACAUUUGAAAGUGUUUUUGUUGUCCAUGUGUGGGGGUGCACGGGUUUCAUAGCGCUGGCACAUUUUGAUGCGUCUGUUUUGUUGUUUUCUUUAAGCAAAUCCUGUGGCUAAUUUAAAUGUCGGCAUACACAAACAUGGUUUUAUUCCGAAAAAAAUUUGACAUGGAUGAAUUACAAAGAGAAAUCAUUUCACCUUUUCUUUUACGGGGUCUGUCUAGCCCAGCAAAUUUGUUACCCCGCCACAUUGUAAGACGGUGGCUAUUUUAAACUAAAAGACUCGUUUUCUCAAGUUUCUUUACUUUGAGUUUCAGGUAUCGUUGAUUAGGCUUAAAUAAGACAUUUGUGGAAAAAAUAAAUAAAUAAUUUGACACAAUUUAUAAGCAAUGGGAGAAAAAAAAGAACCGCAAUCACUUUUUAGAUGUAAUCUGAAUUGGUGUUUCCGUUUUAUCUUUUAUUAUCGAUAUAUUUGUGAAUCGGUGGUACUGUACUGGGGAAAAAUGUACUCCAUGGUCCUGUGGUCGGUUUUGUAGUCCACUGUUGUUUAUCUUCCCAUCAGAUUAAUUUGAAUGAAGCAAUUAAUUAAACUACAGCUCCCAUAGUACACUGCACGUAUCACUUUAAUCAAACUUGCAGGUAUAAGGCAGUCUGGUUCAAAUUGUUUAUCAGGAAUGAAGAGUUUACCUGUUCUAGUUUUAGCCUUCAUAGACAUUUAUGAUGCCAGUUGUGCUAGGAUUUGUGUGUGUUUUUUUGUUUUUUUUAUAAAUAUUGGACCUUUUGUUGUAAAAAGGCAAGUCUUUCCAUUCUGCCAUGCAUCCCUUCACAUUUUAUAUAAGCACUAUGUGUAUUAAAAUAUCUUUUAAUAAAAAAUUGAAAAAACGUUUCCAAACGUUUUUUUGUCCCCCCCCCCCCCCCCCCCCCAUAUUUUUGUUGGUAAACUUGUAUUUUUGUGCAUAUUUAAUUGUAUAUCACCGGGUAAAACUGUUUGAAAUACUUGUUCUAAAUUUAUAAUCUUAAUUAAAAAAAAAAAAGAAAAAAAA
Acipenser ruthenus (sterlet) is the source of this 2425-nucleotide messenger RNA. RefSeq names its product immediate early response gene 5-like protein. The record is from RefSeq and is a predicted model, not a curated record. Bases 171 to 1100 code for a protein of 309 amino acids. NCBI's taxonomy places the organism in Eukaryota, Metazoa, Chordata, Actinopteri, Acipenseriformes, Acipenseridae. The transcript has a single exon.